AUGGCCGGCUACCUUGCUAGAUGUGGCUGGCUCGAUCAGAUGUCCGCUCAGCCCGCUGAGCAAGAGCGGGCUCUGCAGAAGCUUUUCGAGGAUUCUGUUGGCCAAGUAGGGAAACAGGACGGUCCUCUUGUCGAAGAGUCCACAAGGUGUCAGAGGGAUCGGAUAUGGAAGCUCUGGGAAGGCUUCUGUCGUUUGGCCAAGAUCGACUCCGCCCGCGUUUGGGGAGAUUUUCACAUACAGCGCGAUACAGCGACUCAGGCGAUCCAAGUGUUCCUUACUAGCUACGUGCGGAAUUCACUACAGAUGCGCUUCGUUCUCGACGCACGCGAGCGCGCGAAGGUGCGGACGGUCACACAUGCUUCGACGGUUGUAGGGAUCUGGAGGGGGCUUGUUGCCGCCGCUGAUUUCUACAUCAUGGAGCCCAAGAGGCGGGCUCAGCCCAAGAAAGCUCGUUUCUGGAGACUUCAGUGGUUCCACGCCGUGGAGGGCCGUAUUGCAGGUCCUGGAUUCAAGGUCGUCGCGUGGAUAUAUGAAGAUUUAGCGUUGAAGGAAGGCUUGCUCCUCGACUCGCCGUACCAAAAAGUCGCGGCGGCGCCUCCGACAGUCAGAAAAAUCCUCUUCACUGAGCGACUCACUGGUUAA
Parathielavia appendiculata is the source of this 642-nucleotide messenger RNA. RefSeq lists its product as uncharacterized. The coding region runs from base 1 to 642 and encodes 213 amino acids. NCBI's taxonomy places the organism in Eukaryota, Fungi, Ascomycota, Sordariomycetes, Sordariales, Chaetomiaceae. The transcript has 3 exons. The record is from RefSeq and is a predicted model, not a curated record.